Messenger RNA from Triticum turgidum subsp. durum (durum wheat), 1407 nucleotides. The record is from the annotation of a GenBank genome assembly. NCBI's taxonomy places the organism in Eukaryota, Viridiplantae, Streptophyta, Magnoliopsida, Poales, Poaceae.
AUGGCGGCGGGGCAGUGGUCAGGCAUCGGCGACGGCGGCGGCCUCUGGGCCCCGCCCGCGCUCGACAGCCUCUUCCCCGACGACCAGCCGUCGCCAGCCGCCUCGGCGCUGGGCUUCUUCGGUGGAUCCCUCGCGCAGCUCCCUUCCCCUCCGCCGCUCUGCGGCACCGCGCUCCUCGGGUACCCCCAGGACAACUUUGAUGUGUUCCAUGAACAAGACCUAGCACAGCUGGCAGCACAAGUAGCUCAAAAGAAAGAGUUGCGGGAAAAACAAGGGGCGGGAUUGCAUCACAAGAUUGGACCUCAACUAGCUUUUUCUAAAUACAGUAUACUUGAUCAAGUGGACAACUCUUCUUCUUUCUCAUUGGCAACUUCAGUGCUGACACCUCAGCAUGUCAGUUCUUCCGUAGGCGCGGCAUCAAUGCAGGGACAGACUUUGCCAUCACACACUGGUAGUGGUAGUGUCAACACUGGACCAACUGGAGUUUUACAAGUGCUCCAAGAUUCAUCCACCACUCUGGACAGUAUCAACACUGGAUCAACUGGAGUUCUGGAAGCACUCCAAGGUUCAUCCAUCACUCUGGAUAGACCUGCUGAUGAUGGAUACAACUGGCGUAAGUAUGGACAAAAGGCAGUCAAGGGUGGGAAGUAUCCAAGGAGCUAUUACAAAUGUACCCUGAAUUGCCCGGUCAGGAAAAAUGUAGAGCACUCUGCAGAUGGACGAAUUAUUAAAAUAAUUUAUAGAGGUCAGCACUGCCAUGAACCCCCCUCAAAGAGGUUUAAAGAUUGUGGUGAUUUAUUGAAUGAGUUAAAGGAUUUCAAUGAUGCCAAGGAGCCUUCAACUAAAUCACAAUUAGGUUGUCAAGGUUAUUAUGGAAAACCUAUAACGCCAAAUGGAAUGAUGACGGAUGUUUUAUUGCCAACGAAGGAAGAGGGGGAUGAGCAAUUAUCUAGUUUAAGUGAUAUCCGGGAAGGCGAUGGUGAAAUAAGAACUGUUGAUGGAGAUGAUGGUGAUGCCGAUGCAAAUGAAAGGAAUGCACCAGGUCAAAAGAUUAUCGUGAGUACAACGAGCGAUGUUGAUCUUUUGGACGACGGCUAUAGGUGGCGCAAGUAUGGACAGAAAGUGGUGAGAGGAAAUCCUCACCCAAGGAGCUAUUACAAGUGCACUUACCAAGGAUGCGACGUCAAGAAGCAUAUCGAGAGAUCUUCCGAGGAACCACAUGCUGUGAUAACUACAUACGAAGGGAAGCAUACGCAUGACGUGCCUGAGUCUAGGAACAGAAGCCAAGCCACAGGUCAACACCACUGCAAAGAGCAGACUUAUUCAGAACAAUCAGCUGCAAGCUUCUGCAGUAGCUCGGAAAAGAGAAAAUACGGAACAGCCAUUCUGAACGAUCUCGCCUUCUAG